Molecule: messenger RNA, 1038 nt
Organism: Arabidopsis arenosa
Lineage: Eukaryota; Viridiplantae; Streptophyta; Magnoliopsida; Brassicales; Brassicaceae
Source: the annotation of a GenBank genome assembly
UGAAGAAUCGUACCAUUACAAUUCUAAUGAUUGACUUAGCUACUCUAUCUCCUGCGGAGAUCACUGUGAUGGGAUCUGUGUUCUGUGUUUUGCUCUCGAUGCACUUCACUAUGCAGCUCGUAUCCCAGCAUCUGUUUUACUGGAAGAACCCUAAAGAACAGAGAGCCAUUCUAAUUAUUGUACUUAUGGCUCCUGUUUACGCUAUCAACUCUUUUGUGGGCUUGUUAGAUGCUAAAGGAAGCAAACCGAUCUUCAUGUUUCUAGACGCCGUUAAGGAUUGCUAUGAGGCACUCGUCAUUGCUAAAUUCUUGGCUUUGAUGUAUAGUUAUGUAAACAUAUCGAUGAGCGCAAGGAUUAUCCCAGAUGAAAUCAAAGGGAGAGAAAUCCACCAUUCGUUUCCAAUGACUCUUUUUGUUCCCCGCACCACGCAUCUGGAUUACCUCACACUGAAACAGCUCAAGCAAUGGACAUGGCAAUUUUGUAUUAUUCGCCCAGUGUGUUCCAUCUUGAUGAUAACACUACAGAUCCUUGGGAUUUAUCCAGCGUGGUUGAGCUGGAUCUUCACCGUUAUUCUAAAUGUUUCGGUUUCCCUGGCGUUGUAUUCUUUGGUGAAAUUCUACCAUGUUUUUGCCAAAGAGUUGGAGCCUCAUAAACCUCUUACAAAGUUCAUGUGCGUCCAAGGAAUAGUCUUCUUCUGCUUUUGGCAGGGAAUAGUGUUGGAGAUAUUGGUGGGAUUGGGAUUAAUAAAGUCACAUCAUUUCUGGUUGGAGGUGGAUCAGCUUGAAGAAGCUCUACAAAACGUGCUUGUGUGUCUUGAGAUGAUCGUCUUCUCCAUCAUUCAACAAUACGCUUUCCACGUUGCACCUUACAGUGGAGAAACCGAAGCUAAGAUGAGAAUGAACAAGAGAGAUUGACUCUCUGAGAGAAGACCCCUUUCCAAAUUUAGACCAGAGAUUUUGCUUCUUUUUUUGGUUAAUGUGAAUGUUAUUGAUGUUAUGUUACAACUACCAUAGUGAUUAAUAAUGUAUCUUUUGUGUU